Messenger RNA from Mya arenaria, 1069 nucleotides. RefSeq lists its product as uncharacterized. Bases 56 to 733 code for a protein of 225 amino acids. The transcript is spliced from 4 exons. Lineage: Eukaryota; Metazoa; Mollusca; Bivalvia; Myida; Myidae. The record is from RefSeq and is a predicted model, not a curated record.
AGCGGCGGGAACCACCAUUCGGCGCAUUCUUCUGCGUUAGCACAACGGAGUCACCAUGAAUCGAGCAGCUCUAACGUUUUUGUGUCUCUGUGUUCUGGCGCCAUGGGUGCGCUCUAUGAGUGUGACCAAGGAUGGAUUUACAGACAUGGAAACAUUCACAGACGGCGGUGAAGGCGGUUUGGCCAAACUAUUGGAACUCCUGUCUUUAAGCGCGAGCGUUGAUUUGAACGAAGCAGACGACACUUCUGACGAGGAGAGCGUGGACAUAGCAGACGAAAUCAUUAAAGCGCUUGCAGAAGACAUCGAUCUUGAUGAGAUUGUUAAAGGUUGCAGCAAAGGACAGUGCAAUUUCUGUAACCAAAACAAGUUCCUGAAGGUGUGCGUCCAGGCCGGGUUGGUCAAGCUAGGUUUUCAGUUGAGCGUUACAGUGAACGGCCACACUGUCUACAAAAAGGAAGUGAGUAUCAAGAAUCCCCCACCAUUCUGCGUCAACAAAAUCCCUCUCCUGAAGGACGUAACGGACUUCUGUAUCCAGAUCUACGACGUGGACCUCGCGCAAAAGUCCGCGUGCGUCAAGGUCUCGUUCAAGGUCAAGAUAGGUCAUUUUGGGCAGAAGAUCUCGCUGAAGGUCGGUUGCUUCAAGAUCCCCCACGCCAUGUUGGAAGGGAUGGACACCGCCGGUGUCGACCAGGGCAGCGCUCUGAUGUUUACACCAUACCAGAAUAACAAUUAACUUUCACGAAAGACCAUGUUUAAUGACAGUAUAUUACUGAUAUAAUUGUGUGACUAUGAAUAUUAGACCACAUCGCAAGAUAUUUUCGUAAAAUGCCAGCAUUAUGUAAUGUAAGAACUUGGCAGCAUGUGAUAACAAAUAUAAUCAUGUAUCUUUCUUCUUUAACUCAAAAUGUUUGCGUGUAUAAGAAGUUAGAACUGAUUAAGUUCGUCUGAAGUUUAUGAGUGAAUGAUUUGGUAGUUUUUCCACCAAUGAUCGACAAUAGUUGUACGCAAAACUGAUCCAUUUAUAUGUAUUUUGGAGAAUAAUUGAGAAAUAAACCGUUUUAUUACACUA